This is a messenger RNA of Zymoseptoria tritici IPO323, 1551 nucleotides long. RefSeq lists its product as uncharacterized. Bases 1 to 1551 code for a protein of 516 amino acids. The transcript is spliced from 8 exons. The record is from RefSeq and is a predicted model, not a curated record. Gene Ontology annotation, molecular function: protein kinase activity; ATP binding. Gene Ontology annotation, biological process: protein phosphorylation. NCBI's taxonomy places the organism in Eukaryota, Fungi, Ascomycota, Dothideomycetes, Mycosphaerellales, Mycosphaerellaceae.
AUGGCCGCAAAGCUCUUCGCAGACUUUGAGGUUUUAGCCCAAGUUGCUGCAUCUGACGCGAGAACGAGGAAGUUUGAGAUCAACGCCAGAAAAGUUGCCACGACUGAAUGGAACGCAAUAGCUCCGGUCGAUCAGAAUGGACUCCGGCCAAAGCUCACUUUGUUCCAUGAAUUACAUGCACAGAUGGAGGCCGAGACCACGACAGUACUCGGCGAUGAGCCGCUGUCUAACGUCAGAGACAUAACGAACUACAUUGAGAAAUUGAGAGUCCGUGUGGACCGUCGCGGCGACCACGUCCUCAAUAUCAAUCGUCUCAUGGAUCUCAGGAGUGCCGGCCCCGAGAGGAACAGGGUGGACGCGCUGGCAUACCUGCGGCGACUUCGUAUCAAGCAGGGGGAAAGACGCCAGGAUGAUAGAGCUACCAUUACCAAGCUACUUCGCCUAUUGGCUGCGGCAGAGCAGAGAAACCUCGAAGGUCGGUUGAACGAUCGAUGGGUCGGCGUCGGGGGAACGAUCGCAGGCGGAUUUUCAAUUCCGCAAAUCUGGGUGAAAAGAAGCACGGCGAAUGUGAUCACCGAUCAAAGGAGUAAUGAGUGGCACCCAGAACCGUUCCUAUGGAGCAUUUUCGAAGAUCUCGUGAUCGCAGGCCUGCUGUUGGAGAGAGGGAGUCUCGGUCCGGCUGCCCCAGCUCCAGGGUGGGAUCUAAUCGUGCACAGAGACAUCAAGUUGGGGAACAUCUUCCUGGGCACAAACACCAGCGAUACUUUCCAAGGCUACCCAACUGCCAAGCUAGGUGAUUUCGGGGCUGCGUGCUUCGUCCCUGCAAACGAUCAGAGAAGGUUCGGGGAGUUCGACCAUGAGGACUUUGGCACUGAAACCGACAAAGCACCGGAACAACUCGACGAAGUGCUGUUCGGUAGACCAAACAGAAGGUACAAGAUCGGGACCAAGACCAACAUCUGGGCCAUAGGUAAUGCGAUGUGGGGAUUGGUGAAUUACGAAGAGGGAGACGUUCAGUUAGAGGACGGAUUUCGCGAGGACUACAAAGUGCCCGCCGCCUUCUCCGACACCCACCGGGGAAUGUACAGCUCGACGCUAUUGAGAUUGAUCACACGCUGUAUUCAAUACCUGCCGGAAAACCGGCCGAAUUUGAGCACUAUACUGUUCGAAAUCCAAAGGGCCACCGGACCUGGGGCCAACGAUCGCGCGAAUGGCCUACGAAACGCGCCCAAAAACGAUCCAGGCUUCAUGACUCGUCGUGGACCGCAUUUGAAGGCGGAACAGUACAAGCUGAGAACGCUUCUUACCGAAUGGACGGAAGAGAUAUUUCCGCUCCCAGCAUCGAGAAAGCGGAAGUCGGAGGACUUCUCUAUCGACGACCGCCUUGUUGAUACCAGGGAUCCCGAUGCUGCCUCGAUUGCGAGCGACGACGAUCUUGGAGGCGAGCAGGGCUCCAAUAUGGUCCCUACGCAGCAGGACCUGGCUGCUGGGUUGGUCUUUGACAGCGAUGGCCGCGAAGACGGAGGUGUUGGGUAUGGGCGAGGGACCUGA